CCACUGCUCACUCUCUCAGACUUAACAGAAGUUUGCUGAAACCUCAUCAUCGUUAGAAACGAGCAUGUCUUCAUCGACUCCACUGCCUCCGGCGCCCAAGACGCCCAAGACGCCCAAGAAGAGGUCCUCCAAGCCCAAAAAGACUGGCCCAAGCGUGUCUGACCUGAUCAUGAAGGCUGUGUCCGCAUCCAAGGAGCGAAGCGGUGUUUCACUUGUUGCCCUAAAGAAGGCACUAGCAGCCAGUGGAUACGAUGUUGUGAAAAACAACGCGCGUGUCAAAAUGGCCAUCAGGCGCUUGGUGACCAAAGGGGAUCUUAUACAGACCAAAGGCACAGGUGCAUCGGGCUCUUUCAAAUCCAACAAGAAGCAAGUUGUCCCAAAGAAGAAGAAAUCGGCCAAGAAGAAGAAACCAGCCGCCAAAGCCAAGAAGCCGGCGACCAAAAAGCGCAAGAGGGCGGCUGCAGCAACCAAAACAACUGAACCGAAGAAAUCUCCUAAAAAGGCUAAAAGGAAAUCAGCAGGGGCAAAGAAGGCCAAGUCUCCCAGCAAGGCUAAGAAACCGAGAGCAAGAAAGGCGAAGACCACCAAGGCAGCGAAGCCCAAGGUGGCCAAGCGCAGAGCUACCAGAGCUAAUGUUGCCGCGGCGCAGUGAGACAUCUAUACCCCCAAAGGCUCUUUUAAGAGCCACCCUGUAUUUUCUGGGCGAGAGUGUAAAAAUGCCAUUUCUCAGAAAAGUUGUGCUGCUGCUCGUUGUUCAGUUUGUGGUGCUAUUCAAUGCUACUAUCAAGGGAGACACUGGAAUUUAAAUAUGAUACGGGACAGCCAAAAUAUCUGUGUACGAAAUGUUUGCUUCUAUAAACGCAUACUUAAGUAUUUAUAAAACAAUGCAUUUGCAUAACCUUA
This is a messenger RNA of Anguilla anguilla (European eel), 903 nucleotides long. RefSeq names its product histone H1-like. Gene Ontology annotation, molecular function: structural constituent of chromatin; double-stranded DNA binding; nucleosomal DNA binding. The coding region runs from base 65 to 652 and encodes 195 amino acids. Lineage: Eukaryota; Metazoa; Chordata; Actinopteri; Anguilliformes; Anguillidae. Gene Ontology annotation, cellular component: nucleosome; nucleus. The record is from RefSeq and is a predicted model, not a curated record. Gene Ontology annotation, biological process: nucleosome assembly; chromosome condensation; negative regulation of DNA recombination. The transcript has a single exon.